CACAUGUUUGUGGUAUAUUCACAGUGUUCCUAUCGCUCACUAUGAAUUCAACCAGUAAAUACUUUAGCCACAUACGCUUCCUGAUGAUGUUAGUUGGAAUAUGGAGGAUACAAGGCGAAAAAAUGUCAACAUUAAAAAUUUAUUUGUACCAGACUUAUUCAGUGGUAUUUCAGUUGAUUUGCGCUUCGGCUGUUAUUUCCUUGGUUGUUGAGAUACCCGCAUUGCUCGGGAGAGACACUGCUGCUGUGAUGGACAACGUAGGCCGGCUGAUGAUUUACGUUGUAAUAAUAUUUAAAAUGUCCAUGUGGCAGUCCAAGAGAAUGUUGCAUUUGCUGCAGAUAGCUCUGGACGAGGACAGAGAGAUAUUCAAUGAUACCGACGAAAAGAUCCGACAGAUAUACGAAUGGCACAUAAGCUACGACAACAAACUUAUUUGGAUAAUUGUUGCUUUGGCGAUCUUGAUUGCAGUAUGUAUAGCAAUACUAGGGGAUGUAGAAUGCUACAGAUUCUUCAAGGAAUACGGGCAAAAUAAUUUAACAGAUAAACCCUUGCCUCUCAAUUUGUGGUACCCAUUCGACAGGAACAAAUAUUACAUACUGGUGUUGAUCGAUCAAAAUAUUCGGCCAACGUUGGCUUGUUUGAGUAUCGGUGUGGCUGGGGCCUCGGUGAAUUCCGUAGUAAUUUUUCUGAAGCUGCAAUUAAGGUUGCUGCAAUAUAACUUCAAACAUGCGGAGGUUUGUAAAGGAAAAGAAAACAAGUGCACCGAAUACAAUUUGAAGGUGCUCUGCGCAAAGCACCAGCAACUAAUUAAAUACAUUCAGGGCGUUAACCAAUGUGUUAAAAAUGUAAUAUUAUUAGAAUAUGCGGUGUCGUCUCUUACAUUCGCUAUAAUUAUUCUGCAAAUCACCGCGGGCGAACCAUUAGUCUUUAACUUCACAAUGUUAACGUACACCGCUAUUCAGUUAAUCACAUUUGCCUGGAAUUGUAAUGAAAUCAUCGUUCAGAGUUUUCAACUUGCAAUGUCCCUUUACGAGAGCAAAUGGUACGAGCAAACUAAUUCUGUACAGCGAAUAAUAUACAUCAUGAUGAUCAGAUGUCAGCGACCUCUUUCUUUCAGGAUAGGGUUUCUGGGUGUCAUGAAUUUGGAGGCUGGAUUAUCGAGACUUAAGUUGGGAUAUACAUAUACCUCAGUGAUGACCUAAUGUCGCGAAAGAGGAAAACUCCAUAGUUUUACUGUAAUUGUAAUUUAGUGAAUUGAAAACCACUUUAGAUGCACCUUAUUCUAUCUGGACUGAUUCUGCUAUGUAUUUUUGCAAGGGCAUUGGCGGAUACCCGUUGCAGUUACACCACUAACUCUAAAAGAAAGUAGCACAUACUCGAUUGCAAUCAGUAAUGUGUUGCUCGUCGUAGAACGCAUCACCUCUGUCGACCGUUUUUGAAAAGUAAUAUCGGCCAACUUAAGUAAAUCCGAUAUAAAGCCAAUUUACAGUAACACCUUGUCGUAGUUUGUACUCCUAAAAACAUAAGAUCUGAACUGGAACUAAAUAAAAUUAACCAAUGCAAGCACUUUCCAAGGUUGCAAGACUUUUAACUUCGGCGAUAAGUAAAAAACGCUUUAUACAGGGUGUAUGCACAAGAAAAUUACAUCGAUUUUGUGGAAGUUGCAGGAGCACGAUAGAAAAACCACAAGAAACCGCGAAGCUCUUUCUUUUUAAAAUAAAAGCCUGCUUCGCGCUAGGCGCUACGAACUUGCCCCACCCACCCACGAUUUUUCGAAAGCAUCCUGUUACUUACGCUGCAAUGCGACGAGCUAUAUGAUAUGCUAACCUAUUUUAGGAGCAAGAAUAUCAGCUACACGCCGAAAUUUGUGAGCACGGCUGGUCCGAACAUCGAUGGUAUUGGAUGCACGGGAAAUAAUUACUGUAACAGCAAAAAUAAUAUAAUAAUAAUAAAAUAGGUCUCACUUUUAUAAACAGGGCACAUUGUCGGAAACUCUAGGAUUCAAAUAAAACACAAAAAAAAAUCACAAAUUCCUAUAAUUCCUUUACCUAUAGCUGAGAAUUUGUUUUUCUUUGACGAAUUUUAAAGUGUUCGAUAUAUAGUUUAAUAAAACUGUAAUAUGAUGAUCACUAAUGGGGACAAGCAUCCCUCAAAAUUAUCUAACUUGUUUAUUUCAUUAGGGGUGGACGAAGUUGUGCACACAAACAAUAUAAUAAGAACCAGAAAUAGUAUAUUAUGCUACAAGUUUGAUAAAGGACGCGAGUUUGAUUUGGAACGAGAGGAGCGAGUGCUUGACGAAUAUUUGAAGAAGUUUAUAAAUGUGUUGAAUAACAUAUUUUUCCUACGAUUAUUACUUUUCGGCUAUAUUUUUGCGGAAAAGCAUAACCACAUCAAAACUGACAAUGGUCGAAAUUUUAUCGACAUUUAAAAUCUAUGGAAAACAUUCAAUCGCUUCCAAACAUCAACCACCGGGAGCACCUGAAGUCGUUCACGGUAGUAUUUAACGAAUCUAACGUCUUAAAGUCACACCGUGAGCAUGCCUUUUUAGUCCAGAGUAGGGAGUAGAAAAUGGUUAUUAACCGUAGAAAAGAUCGUAUUAAAAAUCGGUAGCGAAUUUUUUCAGCAUAAAUGUACACCUUUUUCGAUACAUGUUGCCCAAAUUUAAAAAAAUAUCCUUUGACGUAGAGACGAUAAUUAUCUCUUUGACAACGGGUAGAGCGCUACUUGCUUCGUGUCUUUUCUACUUUUUUCGUUUUUAAAUAUUGGAAAUAUUUAUUUUCAGAUGUUAAUAAACGCCAUUUUGUCAAGUGAACUGACAGAUGGUCGUCUUCAAUAGUGUAUUGUGCAACAAGUGUGGUAAACGGCAUUUCAGUCACGAGUGUAUAUGGCACGAGCGGGGCGAGUAUUUAAUAAACGAGCGGCUUAAAAACUGUACCGGACGUGUUGAAUACUAUACUUUUCCUACGACCGUUAGUUUUUGGGUACAUUUUUACAAAACAACGUGGGAAAUAUCUCCGAAAACAUCCGAUUGCUCCAAAACCUGUGCGGUAAAAUCCCGGAAAUGUCCGAAGCGGUAAAGUGACGAUUCCCGCACUCUAG
Cylas formicarius (sweet potato weevil) is the source of this 3099-nucleotide messenger RNA. RefSeq names its product odorant receptor 30a-like. The transcript has 8 exons. Gene Ontology annotation, biological process: detection of chemical stimulus involved in sensory perception of smell; sensory perception of smell. The record is from RefSeq and is a predicted model, not a curated record. Gene Ontology annotation, molecular function: odorant binding; olfactory receptor activity. The coding region runs from base 42 to 1202 and encodes 386 amino acids. Gene Ontology annotation, cellular component: plasma membrane. Lineage: Eukaryota; Metazoa; Arthropoda; Insecta; Coleoptera; Brentidae.